CUUUAAACGGAGGUAAGAAAAUAAGGUGAAUUUCGUGGCGGCCCUGUCUGCGAGCGAAGGAUACGGAAGUUUAACUUGGCGGCCCAGUUCGUUACCCGACUUUAUUCUCGGGUUCGAGUCGAGUAAUUUUAAACCGCUUUCGACAAAUCCCUAAUUUUUUUGAUUCCGGGUUAGUCCGACCCAAUCAGAGCUUCUUCUUCUUCUCUCUCUCUCUCCUGUGAGGAAUGGGUUACAGCGACGAUGCAGAAGAGCUUUUGAAGCGGAGACCGAGGAAGAUGGCGUAUCUCGGAAACCCAUCUCGCAGGCAAUUUGAAUCGCAGAGGACGUUCCUAUACCCUAAUGGGAGAAAUGAGUUAUAUGCAAGACGAAGAUAUUUCGUUAGACGCCAUACGAGCUUGAUGGACAAAUGUUCUCAAAAGGCAUAGCGAGUUAGCAGAGCGUCUUUCUAGGCAUUUUAGAUGCUUUGGCCUCACCCAAAUGGAGUUCAGUUGUCCCUUGAUUAUCUAAAAAAUGGAUGCCAACAAGAUAAUUUAUGAGCGUCUACAGAAGGAAUUUGAAGAUGCACGGGCUUCACAAACUCAAGAGAAUUAUUUGGAAGGUGAACGAUGGACUACUGGCUACAAUAAGAGAGCGGGUGACUUCUUGUUUGGAAGGCGCAAGAAUUGGCAAACUCUAUGAGAUAUCUUAUGCUGGAGAAACUUGUGACUUAUACCAUUGUGUGCUUGAGAGUAAGUCAUUUCUUGAGAAGAUGACAGUUCUUGAACACACCAUUCCGUACUUUUUGCCGAUACGAGAAGUGGAAAAUGGUCUUCUUUCCUCCAAUGCUAUGAAACUUAUAGAUUACAUUGGUGAGAUUUUACAGGCUUAUGUGGACAGAAGGGAACAAGUAUGCUGCUGGCUUAUGUAAACAAAAAUGAAUUUGUAUUUACUAAAAUAUGGUUGGGUUAAAUGCCUUUUUGCCAAAUGUUGAAGAGCUAAAUAUAUGCUUGCCAAGGAGUUAUAUGGGAUUCAGAUCAAAGAAAUUCAUUUUACCCUUCCCUACAGCUUAAUUGUCUUUUCCAAACUUGAUUUUGAUUUGUUGGUGCUUUUGUUCCCCUGCAUAGACUCUGUUUUUGGAUAUUUAUGUAUCAGUGGAAUAAUAUUUUGAUGUGCUAAACAUCUUCGUAACUAUAUGUCAGCGUAUUCAUAUUCCUUGCCGGUCCCUUUUAGAGUUCUUGUAUGAGUUUGUGUGGUUGAGUGUCAUAUGGGUAGCAGGCAUGAUUAUAUAUCCUUAAAAGUAAAUGUGUUUCCAUCAUCCUGAAGAACGUUAUUUUCCUUUUGCAGUAAGGUUGUUGUGAAGCUUAAAUAUGCAGAGCUUGUUCCCGUGCUUUCAAAUCAUGUCAGUGUGGUAGCAUGGCCAGUGUGUCAACCCAGAAAAAGCAGUCCAAAUAUAUCAUCCAUGAACAAAAAGGAAAACGGAACAUUGGAAGGUCCAACUACCCUCUUCUAUGCAGAGGAUGCCUUGCGAACUAUGAGCUUAACGAAAGGUAUUCUUUCUGGUUGGUGACCUUUUUACUUGCUUACUGCUGCCAGUAUAAGUGAGAUUUAAAACCUUGAUGAACUUCCCUCAACACUAUGACCUGAUGAUACUCGGCAUAUUCUGAUUAAUUUUUUGGCCUAGGAUUACGUUUGAGAUAUAACAAAACCAAACCGUUGCAACUUUAAUUCUAAUUUACCUCUGUUCUCCCCACAA
Malus domestica (apple) is the source of this 1732-nucleotide messenger RNA. The record is from RefSeq and is a predicted model, not a curated record. NCBI's taxonomy places the organism in Eukaryota, Viridiplantae, Streptophyta, Magnoliopsida, Rosales, Rosaceae.